Geodia barretti is the source of this 2253-nucleotide messenger RNA. Lineage: Eukaryota; Metazoa; Porifera; Demospongiae; Tetractinellida; Geodiidae. The record is from the annotation of a GenBank genome assembly.
GAGUAAAAGUUUCAAGAUGCAGACUUGUGUUGUUCCAACGAGCGGCAGUAGUGCUGGUUACGAACCUUCCCCGGAGGCUGGCGCGUCUUUCGCCGGAACGGGACGGCUCCCGAGGUCACGCUCGGCAGAAGACCUGUCGCAGGAGCAGCUGAAAACGACGGAGAGUGAUACCGUGUUGAUUUUCAUCGAGUACGUUAGAAACAAGCUAGACAAGUCUCACCACCCGCGGGCCGGGGAGCUGGACGCAAAGUUAGAAGCGGAGGCAGGGAAGCGGAGAGAAAGCAUGAGAUUGCGGGGGGAUGGGGCGGCAAAGAGCUCUCUGCGGAGACUCCACAGCGAACCCAACGGACCGCGAAGCUUGGAACAACAUCACCGUCAGCUGACGGCGAACUGCAGUGGCGUGCGGCAGGUUUCGUCGCUGUCGUGCGAGGUCGCAGCGAGCACCGCUAUUGCCGGCGCACCCCGUCCGGGAGCGCUUGUUCUUGAGCGGCCUCCGUCGAACAAGGACGAGCGACGACAGCGGGCGUCUCUGGCUGCAACGUCACGAUCAAUCUCCAACGCAAGCUCCGGCAGCGACACCGCAACUCCUUCGACUACCGUUGCCCCUCCGUAUCACCACCAGUCGUCUUCCACAACGGGACUUAGCUCCAGCGCAACGACACCCGUCCUUAUACCGGAUCCUCCCCUCUGCGUCACGGGGGCCUCUCCUUCCUGCGACGCGGACGGAGCAGACUUUGCUUCCUCGUCUUACCCGCCUCUCUCUGCACACCGUCUCCACACAGUAGUCUCUUCCCCGGCCAUUAUCACAGCUCCCGUGUUUGCAGGUCGACCCAUUUCCCAGGAUUACUUUUGCACCGCUCAGCAGCCACUCACACCACAGAUGACCAGAGCGACAAUUGCCAGAGACUCAAAAUGGCGCCGACAGCACCACGCCAAAAUCAUCGCCAACAAACUCAAAAUAUUCGGCGACGAAAUCUCAAACGCGCACGAGGAGCAACUCCAGCAGGAGUUUGCGCAGCUCGCGAGCGCUCACCCGAAUCCGCAGCAAAUCAUAGAGGUUUUCUCUUUACAACUCCGUCACAUGAUGGUCGGCCUCUCCUGGCAGUCCAUCGGGAAGGUCUUCCACCUCAGCUAUCACCUGAUUCAGAUUCUGACGGCCCUGCUGGGUCCCUCGGCCGACGUGACCGCUGGUCAAGCCUGGGAAGAAUUCUCUGAUCUGUGGGACUUUACCAUCGGAUCAGUUACCAGAUGGAUUUCUUCUCACGGAGGAUGGAGAGCCUUCCCGGCUGAUUCUACCACCCCCUCCCCCGACCAGCCAUCUUGUCCGGCCACUCCCAGUUUCCAACGAGUUCGGAGCCGUCUCCUGAGUCUAUCAGAGAGCGGCGAGUUCGAGUUUAUUGACGAGGAGGGACAUCCCCUCAGCGCCGACACAAUAUCGACGACGUCAUCGGAAAUAGCUCUGAGUGAUGAUAGAGAGGACCAGAUGGGCUCAUCUGUUGAUCUACUCCACGAUUCUCUGGAGGGGUCAGCCUCAGAGCCCACCCUGGCAAUGAGCCCACACUUCUUCCUCACUCCCGUCACUGUACCUCCUCCGUGUGCCCCGCCCACCUCCUCCCCCACCCACCACGCCCACAACCACUCGUCGUCUCCAAAGAAGACCCCCAAGAGAAAGUCCAAAACUGGGAAAUCAGUGACUCCUACCACUAGCAGUACUGUAGCCUUUUCCAAUGGCAUCCCUCAACUUCCGGAACAAUCCGCAGCCAGCGAGACGACUAGGACACUACCAAAGAAGAAGAGCCAUUCGGUGAAGGAGCGCUCCAGCAAAAUCGGUGUUAAUAACAGAGUGGAAUUGGAGGGGCAUCUGAGUAGAUCGGGGAGUCUUCCUAUACGUCGGAGAUCCGGUGGCAGUAGUAGUAACAGUACUAGCGGAGGAAGAAGGACUUCGCAGGCAUUCAAUGGACUCAUGAUUGGGGUGGGCGGAGCUGCGGUGGUGUAUGCUGCAGUCUCUGCUCUCAUGAGACGAUGAUUUAAUAAUUAUUCAUGUCUGUAAACUUUCUGAUGCUCUGUAUCUGUCUGUGUUGUUAACCUGUUGAUCUGAUCAUGAAAGAGUCCACCGGUAGAAUGAUGGAUAGAAAGAUAGAGCAAGAAUGACAUUAAUGUUAUACAGGCCACAGCACAGAGAUUUUAAAUGUAUCUAAAAUUAGUGCCGAUUGUGAAUUCUAGCUUUCCAUGUGUGUCUGUCAUCUCACGAAC